UUAUAUAAGGAUCGCGAAGACAGUUUCAGCAAAAAUAUGGUCCAAUGUCUAGAGUCUCGAUGGAAACAGUGGGAACAGCCAUUGCUUAUUCUGUCUUUCUUCCUUCAUCCCAAGUACCGUAACAGUGUCUUUAAUAGUAAUCUUCCCUCACUAAACGUACCUCAAAUCGGGUUAUGGGUAAAGUACUAUUAUAAAGAAUGGUUCAAAACGCGACCAUCUGUUAUCUUAUCAGAAUUCUCAAAAUUCAUCAACAAAGACUAUCCAUUUGAUGAUGAUACGUUCUCAAACUUCAAUGACGUUCAAGAAUACUGGAAGUUUACGAUAGGAGCAACAAAAGAAUUAAGUAUUCUUGCAGUUCGAAUCUUUUCAAUCUGCAUAAAUUCAGCGUCAUGUGAACGACUGUUUUCUUCAAUGGGCUUUAUACAUUCAGUACAACGAAACCGAUUGCAGGUUGCACGUGAAUUAGAACAACGUAUAUAUGCAAACACGAUUACAUAUAAUGCCGAAAACCAUGAAUCGAAUCCAGAAUGCUUCUCCGAAAGUAUUGAAAUCCCUUCUGAAGAAAUAGACAUAAUCAUUAAUGAAAGUGAAGAGAUGACCACCGUGAAUGAUAGUAACGAAUAUGGUUCGGUCACAAAUACUGACGUUAAUAAUGAAUGGAGAGCGGUUCUUAAUGACUGGUCAGAAGACCUUAUGGCUGAAAAUACAGAAACUCUUGCGUUCGAAAGUCAAACACCUGAUGAUUUGUUAACGCGUCAUCCUGCAGAUGAUCCUGCGGGGAAGUGGAACCUUGCAGACUUAUUCAUAGUUGAAUUCCCUGCACCCUCGGCAAUGAAAAAUCUUCAAUCAGUUUAUGAUGUAGAUAACA
Molecule: messenger RNA, 868 nt
Organism: Acaulospora morrowiae
Lineage: Eukaryota; Fungi; Glomeromycota; Glomeromycetes; Diversisporales; Acaulosporaceae
Source: the annotation of a GenBank genome assembly